GGAUUUUAGUGCCCCUAGACAGGGCGGUGCCUCACCGUGGGAACUCCGGACCGACGACUUCGAUGUGCGGGACCGUGUGUCGGCGUGUGGAGACCGCGGAGGAGUGGAAUGCCCGGCUGGACAGAGAGGAGGAGGAGCGGUUGCAUGCUAUGCCGGGAUGGGAGGGUCGGUUAGCGUAUCUGGAGGAGCAGCGUCGACUGAGGGAGUUGGAGACAAGAGGGGGUGGCGGCGGUGACUAUGGCGACGUGGGUGUCUCUGGGGAGGCUGUUGUGGGAGAGGUCCGAGAGGGUGUUGUCGGAGAGGAUAUCGACGUUGGUGGCGGGGGAGAGGGUGUCCCCGCGGGUGAUGAGGGACAAGAUGCCGCCACGGCUGGUGGGGGAGAUGGUGUCCCUGCAGGUGAUGAGGGACAGGGUGUCGCCAUGGGUGGUGGGGGAGAGGGUGGACGUGGUGGAGAUGUCGAUCUAGACCAUGGUGGCGAGGACAAGGACGGGUCCGACGACCGAGACGGUAGUUGCGACCACGGUCGCGCUGACGGUGAGGAGAUGCUCGCUUUGGUCGUUAGGAACCCUACACUACCUCUCCUGCACCCCGACGACUUCACGCACGUUGCGCUCGACGCCGACGGUUUGGCGCAGGUGGUCGGUUCAGAGGACCCUUUUCCCCAUACGAGCCGUAGGAGCGGUGAGAGGCGCCCCCCUGGAGGGGCAUAUUCACCCCCGCCCUACCUCGUGCAGAGCCCUCGAUGGUCGGGUUCGUCGCUCAGUGAUAUCAUAGGCAGGGAGUCUGGGGUGGUUGAGGGCGGGUCGGGCCGCAGCAGUGACAGCGGCGGAUCUGCGGGAUCGAUGCCCCCACCAACCGCACGGGCCGCGGAGGAGGGCGAUGAGGAGACGACGGCCCCUUAUCGACGGGUCAAAGACCGGUUGAGGGCGGAUUACGAUGCCGGGAUGGGCACCUUCGCAGGAUGUUUGUCACCACAGACACAGGCUGCAGAGGGUGGCUCCGGACGUCCGAGACUUCACAUGGCAGGCCGCAUGCUCGGUUUGUCACGAGUGGCGACGAGGAGAUCGUUGGUCCUCCCGGCCGCAGGGACAUCUACGGACAUGCAGCAGGGACACCACUACACAUCGGGCGAGGACGAGUUGAUGAUGCGUCAUGGGACGAGACGACACGGCACCAUCACGGAGGUUGAGGCUCGACUYGCAGCAGAGAUCGCCGCCGRCCAGGCAGCAUUGGACGCGAUUCAGAGGCRGCGAGAGACGAUUGCUGCAGAGGAGGCAGAGGACGAGGACGCUGRCASAGAGUCCRAGCCGAUCGACAGUGCGGUUUGYAGACACAGAGCGACCGGGGCCUCGGCAGCCCCAGCAGCACAGACAACAUACAUCAGCGGUGCACAGGGCACAGGUGGUGGAGGCAGUGGAGGGGGCCUGGGAGAAGCGCAUGGUCGACAGUUCUCCGGGAGAGCCCGCACGCGUCCACCUGCAGGGCGGGGCACGGGCCGCUCGUCUGGAGAGAGAUCGUGACGUUAGUGUUUUUUUUUUUUUUUUUCGGAUUUUUUUUUUUUUUUAGGCAGGAUGUUCUGUUGAUA
This is a messenger RNA of Chara braunii, 1585 nucleotides long. The record is from the annotation of a GenBank genome assembly. Lineage: Eukaryota; Viridiplantae; Streptophyta; Charophyceae; Charales; Characeae.